This is a messenger RNA of Blepharisma stoltei, 2167 nucleotides long. NCBI's taxonomy places the organism in Eukaryota, Ciliophora, Heterotrichea, Heterotrichida, Blepharismidae. The record is from the annotation of a GenBank genome assembly.
AUGGACAAUAACAACAAUUUUGAAGUUCAGCAAAUUGUUUGGGCAAAAAUACGUGGCUAUCCUUGAUGGCCUGGAGUUGUAUAAUUUAUAUAGAUUCAUUCCAUAGAUCAUAGAAAAAAUGAAUCAGAAGAUGAAAAAAUUUUUAUCGUCUAUUUUAUAGGGGAAAAUACUCACUCCCCCCUCCGUCAGUGAACAAAACCAUUAGAAAAAUCGCUAUCUUUUGCCCAAAAACCCACCCUCUGUGAGUGAACAAAAAUUUUUUUUAAUACAAAAAUUUUUUAUGGAAAAAAAAUUUGAUUAGUAUAAUGAAAUCUCGAGCUAAUUCUGUUUAAUUUUAAACAAAUUGCUUUUUAAAACAAUAAUUUAUAAAUAUUUGCUUUCCAAUUUUUGCGAAUUAUGAUUUUUUUAAAUUUGAAAAAAAAAAAUUUCUAUAAAAUUUUAUAUAAACUUUUUAAAAAAAAAAAAUUAACUCAGGGGGGAGUCAGUAAUUAUUAUUCAGUGCUUCUUUGACAUCAAAAUAUAUAAAUGACUUUGAAAAAUUUUAUGACCAGUAUUCUAAAAGCAAAAAUAAAGUAAAGUUUAAGUAGUGGCUAUUAAGUUGCAUACAUAUAGGAAAGCAAUUGUUUGAUGGGGAAUUAGAUGUAAUGGAUUUGGUAAAUGUGAAUGAUACCCUGAUACGAAAUAGACGAAGAUCCAAAGCCAAAAAAGAUGAAUGCUAUAAGACAGUAAAUGAGCAGCUUAUCAAUCUCAAAUUGUGCUUACUCCCCCCCCCCCCCUCCGUGAGCGAACAAAAAAAUUUUGUUCGCUCACGGAGGGGGGGUUAAUUUUUUUUUUUAAAAAAAAUUUAUAUAUAAAUUUUAUAAAAAAUAUUUUUUUCGAAAUUUAAAAAAAUCCUAAUUUGCAAAAAUUGGGAAGCAAAUAUUAAUUUAAUUUGCAAAAUUUAUGUUUUAAAAGCAAUUUGUUUAAAAUUAAACAGAAUUAGCUCUAGAUUUCAUUAUACUAAUUAUCACUUAUAUAUCAAAAUUUUUUUUCCAUUAAAAUUUUUUCUAUUAAAAAAAUUUUUGUUCACUCACGGAGGGUGGGUUUUUGGUCAAAAAAUGGCGAUUUUUCUAAUGGUUUUGUUCGCUCACGGAGGGGGGGGGGGGAGUUAGAAAAGCAGAUAAAUAGCGAUACUAAAUUAAAUCCACAGAAAUCUAACUCUAAUCCCUGCUUAUUUUUUAUUUUUUCAUUUAAUCCUUGCCAUUUUUAUAUUAUUUUUCAUAAAGAGUAAAGACGAGCUUGAAAAAUACCAAGACUCAAUUAUCCGAUUUAUUAGAGGAAUAGCUCAACAAGAAAGCAGCGUCGGAGAGCUCUGUGAUUGUUUAUAUGAACUUUCAAAAUUUGACAUAUCGUAUCAAAGCCCAAUAGAGAAGCUUAUUAAAUUACUUAUAAAUGUGUGUGUUCAUAGUAGUUGUAGCAAGCUGAAAGAAGUAGCAUUUUUGGCUCAAAAAUUAAGGGAUUUCUGGAAUUCAAAAUCUGAGGAAAAUAAUGAUUUUGGAAAAAAAUCUGAAUGGCCAUAUGUGCAUGAUAAGAAAUUAAGAAAAAAUGUCUGUUGGAAGAUUUUUAAAGUUUUAGAACAAAAAGAAAUAUAAAUAAAAUGGUCGUGAUGUCUGAGAUGUCUUUUAGUGUGACAGCUACCCAUGCAUAUCUGUGCAUGGAUUUUUUAAUAACGUAAUAGGGGCGAGAGGACAGAAUUGGAAAUACUGGUGCUCAGCAACGGUCUAGUAAUCAGGGGUUUCGGCCUGGACUCAGAGGCGCCAGGGUCCGCCCAAUUCGCUUGGGCCACCGCACAGCUGUGCAGAAUAUCAUUCGUAGAAGCAAAGACUUUAAAAAUGCAGCAUUAAACUAACCUAAUCUAGAACAAAAAGAUUUUGAUACACAAACAGCUCAAGAACUCGCGAUUACAAUAGAAGAAAAUCUGAGAAAAAAAGACCCAUCUAUGUCUAGCUACUAUAGAAAUUUGUUCCGAAAAAUGAUCAGAGAUAUUAUUCUCGCUUACUUAAAUUAGAUUUUUAUUAAUUUUGCAUUAUUAAACAAAUAUACAUUAAAAAUAAAUCAACAUUAAUCAGAUAAGUAUAAAUAUUUAAGUCCAGUAGUUUAUCGAACUGUUAGAAACGAAGUAGCCUAG